GCAGGAACUCAACAAGAACGAACCAACAAGAACGUUUCUCGCGUACUUAUUUUGUCGCUUCUGUUUGGCGUUUCAUCGCGUUUGUAUGGCAUCCCAUAAGCGCGUACAUACAACAGCAGCUUCGAGAUUGCGACAAGAUUAUUUACGAAUCGUAAAAGAUCCUGUUCCUUAUAUAACAGCGCUUCCAUUACCGUCGAAUAUACUAGAAUGGCAUUAUGUCGUUCGAGGUCCAGAAAAUACACCUUACGCAGGAGGAUAUUAUCAUGGCAAACUAGUUUUUCCCAAGGAUUUUCCUUUUAAACCACCAAGAAUAUUUAUGAUCACACCCAAUGGACGGUUUAAAGUCAACACUAGGUUGUGUUUGUCAAUAAGUGACUUUCAUCCUGACACCUGGAAUCCAGCAUGGUCAGUCUCGACUAUUCUUACAGGCCUAUUGAGUUUCAUGGUGGAAACAUCUCCAACCCUUGGCAGCAUAGACACGUCAGAAUUUCAGAAACGACAGCUGGCACUAAGAAGUGGACCAUUCAACUUAAAAGAUAAGAUUUUCUGUGAGCUUUUCCCCGAUAUUGUAGAGGAAAUCCAUGAGAAAAUGAGAGAAAGAGGAGAGAUCAGGGAAGGCGAAGGAACCACAACACAAAACAACAUCAACAGUCAGGGUGGGGUGGCUGGUGCAACAAGAGAUGGAAACAAUGGCCUUAUCAGUAGUACCCUGGUGAACAUUUGUGUUAUCAUUGGCUUUGCUGCCUUUGCAUACACAGUCAAGUGUGUAUUAAAAGCCGUCGACAAUAGCUAAGACAUUAAAAAUCGUGGGCUGAAUGAAAGAUUCAUUCAUAGGGUAAGAAUGACAAAUCCAAGCCUUGGGGCAAGUCAUUUGCAAAGAAACUUAUUAUUUUCUGAAGGGAAAAAAAAA
Molecule: messenger RNA, 910 nt
Organism: Orbicella faveolata
Lineage: Eukaryota; Metazoa; Cnidaria; Anthozoa; Scleractinia; Merulinidae
Product: ubiquitin-conjugating enzyme E2 J2-like
Source: RefSeq, a predicted model, not a curated record